Messenger RNA from Stegostoma tigrinum, 5338 nucleotides. RefSeq lists its product as uncharacterized. NCBI's taxonomy places the organism in Eukaryota, Metazoa, Chordata, Chondrichthyes, Orectolobiformes, Stegostomatidae. Bases 879 to 1577 code for a protein of 232 amino acids. The transcript has 7 exons. The record is from RefSeq and is a predicted model, not a curated record.
AUUGGGAAGAGAUGUUCUGCAGGAAAAAGAAGAGUUAUACAUUUGCAAUGAGUUAUCGGAGAAGGCUUGAUGCCGUGCUGUCGUGCUUCUGUGGACAAUAUAGGCUACUACCACAAUGUUUAAUUUGGCUGAUUACCAUUCAAUUUUCGCAGAUGACUUUAUCCUAAACAGCGUUGUUUAUCCUCAUCUGUAUAUAUCCAGGCAUAUCCAGAAUAUUGCAUCAAAUAGUCAACACACACGUUUGAAGUGAUGAAAAGUCUUUUCAUUGGCGAGGAGUGGUGCUUUAACAAUUCCCUGAUCAGAGUGUGAUGAAGGGGCUGUCUCUGAAGUUUCUUUUGAAAUGCGACCACUGUAUUGUUGAGAGAGGAAGGUGAGACAUUGGACAAUGCCACUGAAAGCAACGGGCUAGUUUCACAGUCUUGAUUGAAAUGAUCAUCAUCUGACCCUUCUGUGCUAUGAAUGUUCUUUGCCAUCCUUUAGCACAGGCACUGAAGCUGCUUAGAUCCAAGUGCAAGUGGGGCCUGGCCAGCUGCAUUGUUUGAGCGAACGUGAGAAUGAACCUGAGCGCCAUUCAGAAAGGCCAGGUACAAGCACCUGAAGUGGAAAUUGAACCCUGGGAGUGCCAACUGAGGGAAUAAUGAGCCUCAUCAUCACUGCCGAAAAGAGGAACCACAUUCCGAUUUUUCUUUCCAUUUCCUCCGCACAUUUUUGUUACUGGCUGUUAACGGUUCGCUGUGCAUUGUGCAAUUCGUUUCCUGUCUGUUGUCCGGAAUUCGGGCCAGUUCGCAGCGCAUCUUUCGGAACUAUCUUCAGUGAUCUGCCCCAGGAGGAGAGGAUCGGUCGCUGAAUGCAGAGGAGACUGGAGGGGUGCAUUAGGGAUGGCGGGACUGCCACUUACCACGAUCUCUGUUUGCUUAUUAAUGGCAGUAGCUGAGCCCCAGACGUUCACAAUCCAGGCCGAAAACAGGAUUAAUGUGAGUGUCGGAGGAACGGCGAACUUUUCAGUGAAACCAUCACGUUCUGUGAAGAAUGGGAACUGGGAUUUCAACGGCAAAAGUAUUGGGCUGUGGAUCGGUUCAUCUGUUUCUCUAAGUAACGACUACAAGCCCCGUGCUGAGAUAUUAACGCCCAAUGGAUCACUCCUGCUGAAACCGCUGACGUUCUCAGACAGUGGGAAAUACACUGUUACCAUGGUCCCUGGAGAAGGCGAGCAAGCAUCAGCGACCAUCACCCUGCAUGUACUUGAUCAAUUAAAUUCCAGGGAUAAAGUCAAUGCUGUCGUCAUAGUAGGCAUAGUGAUUGCUGUUCUUCUUUGUCUGGGUUUUAUCAGUGGGCUCAGUGCAUGGUUAAUCAAAAUGAAACCACAAGGAAUGAAAUCUUCAACACAAGGACAAAAUAUUAGCUCAGCAGAAAGUGAGCACCCUACAGCACUCAGUGGGAAAACAUCAGCGAUCUAUGAAAAUAUUCCAAGAAAUCAAAAGGAGAAAGCUAUGAAACCAUUUGAUGAAAAUAUUUACAUGGGAUUGAAAGUGCAGGAGCAGUCAGUUUACAGUGAACUGAAGAGGAAUGAGAAGUAAAGACAUUACAAUUCAUCUACCAUGUAAAGUUAAAGAUCAAAUGAAAUACGAACAGGUGUAUUUAUCAUCAGGAUUUUAUUUAACAUGGCAGCACAGUGGCUAUCUGUGAUGUUUAAUGUUUUCAUAAAAUGUUCUGUCAAUCUUGUUGGUUAAGAUUGGGCAUUCAGGAUCUUGACUGAGUUACCUAUAUGUUUAUUCUGUACACUGGCAUGCAUCUCAUGGGUUUGUUGGAAAGGUGAUAAAUUUAUAGUGAAUAUAUCUACCAUGGUCGAUGAAGGAGUCAUUCUUGCAGCCAAGCAAAAUAAUUUUCUGAGCACUCUUUGUAUUUUGUUUUCCUGCAUAGCAAUUGAUCUUAUACAAUAUCCAACAACCAAAAAUCCAUUCUUAACAUGCGGGAACAUUUUCAUGGUGAAUUCAUGUGUUCUGGGAGGCACCUGUUGGACAGCAUUCAUUGUCAGUCCAUAAAUACCCUCAAGAAGUUGACCACUUCUUGAGCAGUCGCAGCCCAUUUGUUGUCGGUAAAAUGAAUGCUUAGGGGGAAGGUUCCAGGAUUUUGUCCCAGUGGCAGCAAAGGAGCAGAGAUAUAGUUUCAAGUCAGUAUAGUGAAAGAUUUGGAACUGGCUGCUGGUGGUAUUCAGUUGUAUCUUCUGCCCAUCUGUUUCUAGAUGAUUGUAGCCAUGGAAUUGCAAUCUGUUGCAUAGUAAAUUUCUACGGUGCAUCAUGUGGAUGCUUCACACCGCUGCUACUGAACAUUGGUGGUGGAAGGAGUGAAUGUUGUGGCUGUGUUGCCCAACAACCAGGCUGUUUUGUCCUGGAUGGUGUAGACAUCUGUUGCGUUUUUAGAGGUAAGUAUGGAGUAUUUUAUCCCGGUCCUAAACUUGUGUCUUGUGAAUGGUGGACAUGCUUUGCUGACUGACAAGGUGAAAUAGCCACACAGGACUCCUAUCGUCUUUCCUGUUCUUGAAGCACUGCAUUUAUUUGAAAGACUAAGGAAGUUAUGGACCAUUGGUAACUGCUGGGUACUGAUAGUCAUUGAUUCAGUGAAUUAAGUGAACUUCAAUGAAGAGUGAUUAGAUAUACUCUUGCUGGCGAUGGUCAUUACCUGGCCUUUUCAUGGUGAGAUGUAACUUGCAACUUAUUAGCUGCUUCCAAAUAAUAUCCAGGUACUUUUGUAUUUUUGCUUGAGCUGCUGUAGCAACAUCUGUGGUGUCAUGAAUGGUUCUGCGAAAUCUAGCAUCAUCCAUGAACCUUCCUGCUUGUCACCUUAGGAUGGAGGGAAAGUAAUUGUUAAAGCGGUUGAAAACGGUUGGGCUUAGGAUUGUGCACAGAGGAACUUCUGAAGAAAUAUUUUGGAACUCAUACCAAAGAAUAAUUAUUCCUGAUUACUUUACCACUAAUUUGCUAGGAUAUCUUGAUCCUAAUUUUGGUGAGAUGCAGUUUCAGAUCAGAAAUGUGCUGUGUUUUGAUUUCACAAAUUCAAUGCAUUGCAGUAUCAAUGUUCUUAGCAGCAGGAUCACAGAAUGUAACACUUGGGCCUAAAAGAAUCGAGCAAAAUUGGGGAAAUAGUUUGUUUAGCUGAAUGAUCAGACAUGAUCAUAAUUAAUAACAAAAACAGGCUUGAAAGGCCAAAUGGCCCACAGUUGCUCCCAUUUUCUAUAUUUCUACAUCGUUGUUGGGACGUUUGAUCCUAUGAACAUUAUAUCAGUUGUUGACCUGUAAAUCAUUGUGGGUUUGUCAUUCAGUGCAGCAAAAGGAUAACAAAUUCAUGAAAAUGGUACAAAUCACUGCUCGCAUGUUGUUGUCAAAUCUAUUCUCUGACACUCACCAAGGGAAAAUGAUCCUCUAUGAGAUUGUCUCCCAAACUUUGAUGAGUGAUUCUCUAUAUUCAUUACUUCAAUCUGCAUCUUAUUCAGUUUACCAAUAUUUUAUGUUCCUUUCUGAGAUCAAUAACCAUACCUGUCCAUCUGAACACCUACCUUGAGUUCUCCACUUUACUCUCAAGUGAGGCUUUUGAAUUCAAAUACCCAAUACAUUGCUCAUUCUAUAAGGACCCCCUUGGGAUUUGAUGAAUUUCUGUUCAUCAGCAAAUCAGACAUGCAUAUUUCUACACUCAGCCAGUUGAUCUAUAUAAAUCGUGGUUCCUCAAUUAAAGCAAAACAUUGUGCGUCAAAGAUUAUAAUUCCCCUUGGUUCAUUCCAGGGAUGAUGAUAAGUCGACAUUUUUGUUACCUCUUUCAUAGAUUCCAUUUGUUCUCCAACAUUAUAUUUAAACACAUUUGUUUCAUUCUCACAGCAGUAGCACUGUCAUAAUUAUUUACAAAUGUUAAUUAUUACUUUAAUCGCUGAGCAUUUUUCUCCCAACUUUCCUGAAACAUAUAACAUGUUAGAAUCCAACCUUCACCUUUCUCCACUUUGUGUAAUUGUUCUUGUAUACCUUCACUCUGUUUUCUUUAUAUCCACGUACAACUGACUGUUUUUUCUCCCCAUCACCAUAUCACAUAUGGUAAUUCCUCACCGAUUAACCACCAAUCAACUGUGUUUUACGUUUAAUUAAUUUAAAUGCAAAAUGCGUGAGGGGCAAAGCAGACAAUCCAAUGUGAUACAGUUGGAAGGGAUGAUAAUGAACAAUACCCCUCAUAUCUUUAUUUUUAACUCUGAUUUUGCAACCACAUUACCUGCCACGAUUACUUACCUUAAUAACACAAGCAAUUACAUACUGAGGCAACCAGCAACUCUCUGUGUUUUCUUACUAUGACUCACCCCCAUGGUGGCCAUUGUCAUUUUGUCUGAUGACAUGUAGAGAUGUAACAAACUCACUUCUUUCAUCAUUUCGAAGGAUGGGUAUCUCAGAUAUUCCGAAUCCUCGACAUCACACGCUGCAUUGAUCUGGAUACAUGUUGCAAAACCUCCACAGAAACAUUCUGACAUUCCCUGCCAAAUGCAGUUGUAGUAUGCUAUCACCUCAAUAAUUUCAACACUCAGCUGAAGGAUUAACAAUGCCCUCUUUAGGAGGAAAAUGGGCGAGCAAUAAACUCUGGCCUUCUCAGUGAUGUUCAUUUCUUUAAACUGAUUUUGCAGAUGAAUUUAAUAUCUGCCUAUUCUGGAUUCUUGAAAAGGAGAUUUUUUUUUCUCUGUGUAUUUCACUGAGAUUCUUUGAAGAUGCUAAACACCUCCAUCACAUCAUCAGAUAGAUUAUGCAAUAAUGUAAUGGAAGACAAUCUUCUCCUCAUGAGUAGAUUCUUUAAUCAGUGGUAUCGAGUGAAUAAGUGUGCUAUGCACAUACUUCCCCUGUUUAGAAUUCAUCUUUCUGGAUUGACCACCAAAACUGUUUUGGACAAUUUGUUGUUUGUAUGUAUGCUUUAUGAUUUUAUUCAUUGUCCUGCAUUUGCCCAAUUUACUAUGUAUCCGAACUACAACUACAUGCAAAAGACACUGUUUUGCACUUUAUGGCUGUAAUGACUCAAAACUUUGUAUAUGCACGCGCCAGAAUACUGUAAUUUUCCUGUGUCAAUUUACUGAUUUUCCGGGUGGCUCACUGUUAAAAUCCUGAAGCGAAGAAACAAGCAUAAUAUAAUUGAGAUUAUGUGAGACUCUUGUGUUAUAUAUGCUGUACAUUAAAACAAAGUGCUAGUAAAAGAUAUACGUUGCUGUACAAAAAUACUCAGAAAAGGAUUUAUGUGGACACGCUUGUUAAUAACUGCAUCUUUAAUAGUAAAUUGAUUAAUUUGUGGACUGUUGAAUUCCUCUAUUAAAGAAGAAACA